UCCCGCCGAAUCAUAAUUUUUUUCAAUUUCGCCCAAAAUUAAAAGCUUCCUCGAGACUCUCUCUCUCUGUUCAAAUCCUAUCUUCGAUUUCUGCACACUGAAACCCUAAUUUCACACAGAGCAAAGAAAGUGAAGAUGGAGUCGGGUCUUCCUUGCAUGACGUUCUCGGGUGUUCGAUUCGCCCUCGUCGGAUUCAAUCCCACCGAUGCGAACACGGUACGAUCGAAGCUUAUGAGUGGCGGUGGUGUUGAUGCUGGCCAAUACAGUCAAGAGUACACUCACCUCAUUGUAGACAAGCUUGUUUAUGAUGAUCCGGUUUGUGUCGCUGCUCGAAGCAGUGGGAAAGUGGUUGUCACUGGUUCGUGGGUUCAUCACAGUUUCGACGCUGGAAUGCUUAUUGAUGCCAAUUCGGUUCUGUAUACGCCUCUUAGAGAGUUGGACGGGAUUCCAGGUGCCAAAAGCUUAAUUGUGUGCUUGACUGGGUACCAACGUCAAGAUAGAGAAGACAUUAUGACAAUGGUUGAUUUGAUGGGUGGGCAGUUCUCGAAGCCGCUUGUUGCUAACCGAGUCACCCAUCUUAUAUGCUACAAGUUUGAGGGAGAAAAGUAUGAGCUAGCUAAGCGAAUGAAGAGGAUUAAGUUAGUGAACCACCGGUGGUUAGAGGACUGCUUAAAGAAUUGGAAGCUCCUUCCUGAGGUUGACUACGAGAUAAGUGGCCAUGAGCUGGAGAUGAUGGAGGCUUCAGCUCGGGAUUCUGAGGACGAAGCAGAAGAUGCCUCUGCAAAGCGUGCGAACACCAGUCCUCUUGGUCUUAGGGUCAGUGCUGUGUCUGCAGUUGAAAUGUCGAAGUCGAGAGGAAAAGAUAUCCCGGUUGUUCAAACAAAUUUAGACGAACAGGGUGGUUCAUCACGAUGCAAUACGUCGAAAGAGGAUUGGUUAACUCCGAAGAAGAUGGAAGCCACGGUCUCUACUGAUCCAGUUACUGCUCAGCAGAGCGCAGGCACAUUUCAGAAUACUUCUACUUAUGCGUCCCCUGUUCCAGUCAACAAGGCUUCUGAGAGGGGGAUGGGCAAAAUGGAGACUGAUGACUUAACACCUAUUAACGUGAGUAUCAGAAGGCAUUCUUCUCUAGCCACUUAUUCAAGGAAAACGCUUCAGAGAUCAUCAGAAACAAGUACCUUGGGAAACGAGUCAAGUUGCCAAAACGGUACCUUAAGAAUGGAUGACAGGGCCCUAAAAGCUUCGACUGCCUUUAACAUCUCUGCAUCAAAGUCAAGUUCUUCCGUGGAAAGAAAAACACUCUUUGAGGAUCUUGAUAAGACUGAUACGUUGCAUGGCGAGGAGUCCACUCCGUUGUUGCCUCAGGUGAAACUUACAGAUGGUUCUGUCAGUAGCAAAGGUUCACCACCUGCUAUGUCAACUGCGGAGAAUAUUAUUUCCAAGUGCGCACCGGAUGAGAUACCGGAGAGAUCAUCGAUUGAGCCAAUGGUGGGGAAUAUGUUGUUGCAGGAACCAAGAUCAGGUUCACCAAAACAAAACCUUAAGGUUGUGCCAAACAUCAAUGACAACACUGAAGGUGAGGAAGUUGCACACAAGUUGGAUGUGAGUGAUUCAGCAACUAGGCUAUGCAGUUCAAGUGUUGUGUUAAAGGAAGCUGAUACUUGGACUGCAGAGAUUUUAAAGGGUGGAUUAGAUGAAAGAUCCGUAGCGGAGCCUGUGAUGAUGAGAUCUAGCACCUCUCCUGUAGAAACAGAGCCGCCUAAGAAGAAAACAGCUCCAAGAAAGAGUCUAGGCACCAGAGGCAGGAAAAAGAACCCCAUUAGCCAAAAGGGAUCUAUUUACUUGAGCGAACCUACCCCAAAGGACGAGCACAGUGAUGGUCUAAUCAAAGGAAACGUUUCGGAGCUGGCGACAGAUGAUAGCAAUCAGAAAGAGAUACCAAGUCCUGUCCUAAAUGCUGAGGCUGUGCCAGAAAUGGCGAAAGGUAGUGUCUCAGAGUCUGAAGCCCUUGAUAGAAUUGACUCUGAUAAGCAGCAGGUUAAGACCCCGGAGGAAGCUGGUGCAGAGGUGGAAAUUAAAAUGCUAGAAUCAGAGCUUGCUGAAGUUCCAACUAAAGAUCCAAGUGAUGGUGCAUUACAGUUAGAGAUCAGUAAGAGUAUAAAUGAACGCAUGAGUGAGAAGAAAGGAAGUUCGUCUAGAGCUGAAGCAGCAGAUUCUGGUGUCAAGAAGACCAAAAAAUCUAGAAAAGAAGAUGACGCCAAAGCAAACGAUACUGUGAUGGAAGAUAUUACAGUAUUGGAAAAUGAAUCUGGGAAGGUCAGUUCUGGUGGAGAUCAAAGCCCAGCUGCAGGAGACACAUCAGUAAGAACUGGCGCUGAAACUAAGGAUCCAAGCGAUGCUGCAGUGCAACCAGGGGUUGAUAAGGAUAAUGGUAAACGCAGGAAGGAGGCCACUGUUGGAAAAACCCGGCUUCAAAGUGGGAAGAAAAGAAGUUCUUCUGCAGUCGAAUCUGAUAAGGCCAAUGUCAAAAAGACAAAAAAAUCUAAAACAGACGAUGAGACUGAAGCAAACGAUACUGUGAUGAAUGAUACAGUGAUGAACUCUGCAGAAGUGAAAGAGGAUGCAGCAGUGGAUAAGAAACCUGAGGAUGUCAGUUCUGAUAGAACCCAAAGCCCUAUUGCAAGGAAACCAUUAACAAGAAAGGAGACAGCAGCGAAGGAUCUAAGUAAUGCUGCCAUGCAAUUGGAGGUUCCUAAGAAUAAGCGUAAAAACAGAAAGGAGCCUGCUGUAGAAAGAAGUAGCCUUCAAAGUGGAGAGAAAGAAAGUUCUUCUACAGUUGAAGUAGGAUCAUCAAGUGUCAAGAAGUCUAAAAAAUCUAAAAAGGAACGUGGCGCUAAAGCAUCCGACACUGUGAUGAAAGACAUAGAGGACAACUCUGCAGAAGAGAAGGAGAGCACUGAAGUGGAUAACAAAUCUGGACCUGGUAUAGACAAACGCCCAAAAAAGAAAGCUGCAAAGACUGCUAAAACGGGUGCAAAGACUGCUAAAGAGUCUAAGCAGCUUAGUUCUAGUAAAAAAGCUUUACAGGAGCAAAGACAGGAACCCAAGCAUUUUAUAGUCAGUGGUCCUAAGGUCCAGAGAAAGGAGUAUCAGAAGAUCCUUAGGCUUUUAAAUGGCAAAUGCUGCAGGGAUUCUCAUCAGUGGUCUUAUCAAGCUACACACUUCAUUGCUCCUGAAAUCCGUAGGACUGAAAAGUUCUUCGCUGCUGCUGCUUCUGGAAGUUGGAUUCUGAAGACUGAUUAUGUGGCUGAUUCAAAGGAAGCUGGGAAGCUACUACCAGAGGAGCCUUAUGAAUGGCACGGUACUGGUCUUAGCGCUGACGGUUCAAUAAGCCUUGAGUCCCCAAGGAAAUGGCGGCUCGUCAAGGAGCAAACAGGACAUGGUGCUUUACAUGGAUUGCGCGUUGUUGUAUACGGUGACUGCGCCGUCCCUUCAUUGGAUACGUUGAAGCGAGCUGUGAAAGCUGGGGAUGGUACCAUACUAGCAACCGCACCGCCUUACACGCGUUUCUUGAAUCAGAACACUGAUUUUGCGUUGAUAAGUCCUGGGAUGCCACGCGAUAACGUCUGGGUACAGGAGUUCAUACGCCAUGAGAUACCUUGUGUAGUCGCGGAUUACAUUGUGGAGUACGUUUGCAAACCUGGAUAUGCACUUGACAAGCACGUGCUCUACAAUACAAACGCAUGGGCAGAAAGGUCUUUCAAUAAGCUUCAGCGUAGUGCUGAAGACUGAAGAGGAAGAAGUAGAAGAUUAGCUGUUGCCUCUUCACAUGAUGUAAACAAUGUUGCUUGUGAGUCACGGACUAUGAUAACACCUUUGUAAACCCAAAUCUUCCCUUUCUCACAAACUCUAUGGAAAAUAACAUUAAUAAUAAUAAUAAUGUUUAUUCAUUGUUUAAAAAUUCAAGCAACACGGCAGUUAUACUGAUCUCACUGCCUGCAGCAGCUUCUUGGCCGAGAAACUUAGAGCAUGUGGAUUCAUGGGUUUCUCAUGCUUAGUUUAUUGUAUUAGUAAUUUAAAAUAAUUAAAUCAUCUAUUAAAAAUAAAAUGCUUCAAAGUGACAUGUAUCCUUAAAAUAAAGACAUGUGUAACAAUAGUUUCUCAACAUUUUUAAAAUACUCUCAUAUAAUCUUCUACACUCUUUUACUAAUUUUGAUUACUUUUUCUGGUAAGAGAAGAGUUCACCACUAAUGUUGUCUCUAGCGUAGUAAUAAUUUGGUUCGUGUGGUUGAAGAAUUUCUGAUGUCAUGUCUUUGAGCAUAAUACCACCAACACGUCUGUCUUUUGGUUUAUUCACAGAUUUAUCUUGUACACAACAAAGUCUGAUAUGUAAGCAUCUCAAUUGUUUGUUGAAAUGGAUACAAAUCAGACUAUGCUGCAUACAAAAUAGUCGUGUUAGUGGUAAUCCUAAAAACCAGGACAGCUGAAAUUCCUCAGCCAGAAGAACCAAACUAUUACUACGCUAAGUUUCUGUACAGAAUCAUCCCAAUACCUCAAACGCUGGAUGAUUCUGGUUGUUGGGUUCACUCCAUGUUCUCCAUGCACUGUUAUAUAAUAAAUAUAUCAAACGCAUUAACUAUUUAGUUUUUUUUUUAAUCACUUUUGUAUUGGUAAUGAUUAGUUAGUUUUAUAAAGCCGAGAGGACUAUCGCCACGGUGUGAGUGACAAAACUUGAUAGUUUGAAGCUCUGUUAUGGUCUUAAGCAUAGUAGUUUCGAACAAAGAGAGAUUCUUUAGUUUCUUACCUUGUAAACGUCGGCCGAGUUCGUGAUAUCUUUUUUAUGAACUGAGUGUGGGAGAUAUCUUCCGCUCUAUUAUCUUCUUCCAUAGACUUAAAGCGCAUUCUCUCGUCACCAUCAACAUUGCUUUGCCCUGACCUUGAUGGUAAAACAGGACUAGUAGGGCGGCUCUCAGGUUGCGAUGAGCUAGUGCGUGUUCGGUCCUCGCAGAACCUGGCUUCGUCAGAGCCUUCAGACAUGGGAGAGUAUUGUAAUGGCAAGUCAUCUCUGUGUUAUCACUAGAAAUAUUUAUGAAAAAAAAUCUCUUAA
Messenger RNA from Brassica rapa (field mustard), 5107 nucleotides. RefSeq names its product BRCT domain-containing protein At4g02110. NCBI's taxonomy places the organism in Eukaryota, Viridiplantae, Streptophyta, Magnoliopsida, Brassicales, Brassicaceae. The record is from RefSeq and is a predicted model, not a curated record.